AUGACCGGGAACGAUGAAAAUCGAUCAGGGGACUCGAGGUCACUUUUUCCUCCAGUCAUCCAGACUUUCGAUGAAACAAACACUGUUGAGCGCUCGGGCCGACCCCGUGGCAAAGUUUGUCGGUUUCUGGGCAAGGUUACGAACGGUGUAAUCACAAAGAUUUCUGCUGAUAUCAUACGCAAGCGCUCGAACCUGAAGGAUUCACACAGCCGCGACCCUGUUCCCCCAAACGUCGAUCACGAAGGUUCAUUGAUUCCGAAUAUUGAACUUGAAGUUCAGCCUGCCACCGUUCAAGAUGCUUCUGCUGGUGUGAAACGAGGUACCGAUCCCCAAUUAGUGACCACAGCACUUCAGGAUGCUCGUGAUGGUGCAGAUCAGAUGAAUGCACUCUGGGGACCUGCGGGAUCCAUAGUGUCUGCAGGCCAAAAUGCACCAGCGGCUCUCGAUAAUAUGGGCAAUAUGGAAGUCACAUAUCUUCAACCCCUCAGGAUAUUCGACACUCUGAUCGGGGAGCUUGCGAAUGUACAUCCGUAUGCAAAGAUGGCACUGGGUGUGCUAUCUUGCGCAUCGAAAAUAAUCAUUGCUCAAGCGGAUCGCGACGAAGCGAUACUCGACCUCUACAGAAAGUUGGAUUUCGUCGAUGAGCACCAUCUUGGGACAGAUCUCUCAGCAGACCCUUGA
Suillus bovinus is the source of this 681-nucleotide messenger RNA. RefSeq lists its product as uncharacterized. The record is from RefSeq and is a predicted model, not a curated record. Bases 1 to 681 code for a protein of 226 amino acids. The transcript is spliced from 7 exons. Lineage: Eukaryota; Fungi; Basidiomycota; Agaricomycetes; Boletales; Suillaceae.